AUGCAAGAUGUGCUUGAACAGGCUUCUGUGUUCAUCGAAUCCACCCAACACCGGCAUCAGGCUGCGGAUGCAUCAAUUCCCCUUAACCUUCAAAAGUUAAACUUGGGUCGCCGAUCAACGGGAAACAACCGGGAAGGAGAUAAACGCUACCGACGAAGUUUAGAUGAGGAAUCGCGGCGUCCCAGUAGCCCUGCACGACAUCGAUCUCAGGAGGGCCGAGGACUAUUCUUAGGACCCAACGGAGCAAAAAACUGGAGAGAAUCCCCGCUCAAUAAUGACAAGCAAGCUUGGGAUGAAAAUGAGAGCCCGCGCCACCCGUCAGCACGGACGUCCAAUUCACAAGCAUCCAAUCCUCUGUACAAGACGAGACUCUGCGAGAGAUAUGAGACUGAAGCCCAUUGUCCUUACGGGAACCGAUGCACUUUCGCGCACGGCACGGUAGAGUUACGAGAACGUCCUCUGGUGAACGAUGAAGUCGACAAGAAAGACGGCCCUGGAAGUCCGCUGUAUAAAACGCGGCUUUGCGAACGAUUUGUUAAAGAGGGAUUCUGUCAGUACGGUCCACGUUGCAACUUUGCGCACAGUGAGCUUCGGGAACGACCCAACCAUGCCCGAGAAGGUGAGAAGGACAACAUUCAAAAGGAACCAAUACAGCAGGCACCUGCACCUCUUAAGACCAAAGCAAACGGCGAUGUAUCACACACUGCAACGCGCAGCAGAACCGCGCCUUCAACCGAACCUCAUCCGGAUACGCCGGCCAAGGUCGAAGUGAUCAACAAUACCAAGGCACCGAUCACGGCAUCAUCCACCCCUCCUACUCCCACCUCCCGCGGGCAUCUCCGAGACAAGUCUUCGUUGAAGGAUCUCUUAAGUGGUGAUGAUAAAAGCAAACCUUGGAUGCGCAUUGUCGAACUCUCCGACGAAGAAAGAGGAAAUCUAAACAACAGCAGCCCCCACCCUCCACCACCGCCACGUGCCCCACUUCAUCCAGCUGACGAAAAAGCGAACCUCCUCGAAGAGAAGCUUUCGCAAGAACUUGCUCGCUUCAUUAACCCCGGCCGCCUUAGCGUCAACGAAGAAAUCAAAGAAGUCACACGCAUGGAGUUCAAGCAUGAUCUGAGCAAGCGGCAAGUCUUUGCUGUAUUGUUGGGAGCGCUAUUACUUGAUAGCACAUACGAGAGUGCAAAGAUUGUAAACAGGGUCAAGCUCUUUCAACAGUUCAUACGCAGUCGUCAGGAUCAAGUGGCAUUUCUCAAGGUCUGGGAAAAGCAGGUCCUGAGGACCAGGGGAUUAUUAUCCAAAGUACCGCUCAUAUGCAAAGACCUUUAUGACACGGAUUUGGUGGAGGAAGACACAUUUUUGGAAUGGUACAGGGGCAUCGGAUCUGAUGAAUUGAAGAAGAAAGCGGCACCGUUUGUGUUGUGGUUGCAAACCGCUGAAGAAGAAGAAGAGGAUUAG
Messenger RNA from Spizellomyces punctatus DAOM BR117, 1458 nucleotides. RefSeq lists its product as uncharacterized. The coding region runs from base 1 to 1458 and encodes 485 amino acids. Gene Ontology annotation, molecular function: protein binding; mRNA binding; metal ion binding. The record is from RefSeq and is a predicted model, not a curated record. NCBI's taxonomy places the organism in Eukaryota, Fungi, Chytridiomycota, Chytridiomycetes, Spizellomycetales, Spizellomycetaceae. The transcript has 10 exons.